Amoebophrya sp. A120 is the source of this 989-nucleotide messenger RNA. Lineage: Eukaryota; Dinophyceae; Syndiniales; Amoebophryaceae. The record is from the annotation of a GenBank genome assembly.
AUGUCGAACAUAAAACGGCGCCGGAGCGCGCUAUUAAGUGGCAGCAGCGGUAGGCCAGACCCAGAGGAUCCAAGAGUCAAUAGUAAUGCCGAGGAACCGGCAAGAGCAACGGCAACCACAUCCAGCGAACAGAGGCCUGAAACACUGCUAGCGAUAGAGCCAACAGAAGCGCUUCCGCCCGACGUAACGGUAGGAGCUGCGGCAUUUUCUACAGCACGGCAGCCAGAACGGCCGCGAGCUAGAGCUCACAGACAGAUUCCCGUCAGAGAGCAGCCACACGGCUUGGCAAGGCACGACCGACAGCCUGCUGGCAAUCAUGAGCUGCUAUCUUCGACGAGCCGGAGUACCGCUAGCGCGAACCCGGAUGAUCGCUCUGGUCUGCAAGCCACCGGACGGCGCAUUAGAUAGGCGGUCGAACACUGCAGUAGUACCGGCGAGGACAUAAUUGAUUAGACUUGAGCAUCUAUUUCCACUUAAGGUUAAGAAGUAGUUUUGGUUCACUUUCUUGAACUUUAUAAAAUUGGACGCCGUAAGAACACUUUUUGCGUAAAGCAUUGAUCGUGAAAAACGAUGGACGAAGAUGAUGAGCCGCGACUUGUCUGUGAACGUGAAGUGAACUUUGAGCUUCUAUAUGCCACUCCUGCGGAAGAAGCACAGUGCACAAAGCAUCUGAAAAUGAAGUUGAGAACGAAUUCAUUCACUGUUUUGGAAUUGGGAGGGAUUGAUAUUGAAGCUAUUCCUGAUCCUGAUUCAUUCCUGAUUCCCGGCUAUUCCUGCCGGCAUUGGCACGAACUAGCGAAGAAAAUCUAGGCUCAUGAUGUUCUGGCUCUCCUCAACACAUUACGAACAGGACCCAAUAUUGUCACAUGCCACACACAAGUCAGGCUUCAGGCAGAGGUGUUGCGCUUGACGUCUCAAAGCUCUUCUGUUGACCCAGGCACAAAGCAGUCCCCCAUGGAAAAUUAGUUGUAGUGGUCAAUGGACGCGCC